UGGGGAUAUGGUUGGAUGUUUCUGUCUAGAUAGAUGGUCAUGGUCAGGUGCCAGUCUUCAAAUUUUUCAGAUAUUCUUUAUGUUAACGUUUAUAUUAAAUUUUUAGAUAAUUUCUCCUUUUCGCCGACCACUAUGUAUAGAACUUGAUGCGUUGAGUUCACUACUUUCUUAUCGAUACCGACUACGGUAUAUUAACGCCGUAGUACGGAUUUUGUACCGUGAAAGAUGGGAAAUAUCCAUCCGAAUAAUUCCGAUAAUUUCUACUUUCGCUUUCUUUUCAGAAUUUCACUAAAGUUUAUCAGUUAAUUGCAGCUAAUAACUCAGAUGUCAUGAAGUAACAAAUAUGAUAGUUUAUUAACUCAUCUAAACACCUCUUAUUUAUCAUGUAUUUUUUCCCAAAUAUUUGCAAAUAUAGAAGAAAAAAAAAGUUAAAUUUUCCGUGGAGUUGUUUUCAAAAAAUGACAAUGCCCAAAAUUUAACUGUACAAGAUAGAACAUGAAAUACAAAUGUGAUAAAUUGUAAGUGAAAAGAAAAGUGAAACAAAUGGCUUGAAUCCGCCGCUUGAUGGUUAAUAGAGAUGACACACUAACUUUUAGCUGAAAGUAAUGGAGAGGACCAGGUGUCAUCCGUAUUCUAGGGGGCGACAAUAUCAAAAUCAAAGACAUGAAAGAGACAAAAUGCUGGAUGCUGCUGUAUCAGGGUCAACAAUUUGGAACUGUGUCAACAGUGUCCAGAUGCUGUUUUCAACAAUGAAGGAAUCCAUGCUUGACAUACUCACACCUUCCUGGUUGUCAGACUUUCUGACUCGCCUCCAUAUAUCCUCCAAUAUAGAGACUCAACCAGAAACCUGUUGUUCUGAGAGUGGAAUGCAAGCUGUAGUUAAUCAAACAGAAGACCAGCUGAGAAGAAGUGAAAUAUUACUUAUUCAAGAUGAAAAGUCAGAGUCACCUGAUGAUAUUAAUACAAUAAGUGACGAUAAAGGUCAGAGUCAAGGUCAUUUGAGGUCACUGCUGCAUCAUGAGGAGGUCACAAAUCACUCCUGUACAGAACAACAAUAUAGGACCUGUGAUUUUAAUCCGGAGGCCAGUAGCAGAGUGUGUGUUACUAGGCAACAGCAGAUGAGUGGUAAAAUGUCAAGUGAGUUAAAAAGAAAGAUUGAAAUUGAUAAAGAAAAUAUAUGUUAUUGGAAGAGGCAGAAAACAACAGGAAGGCAGAAAUUCAAGUGUGAUAGAGCAGCGAUGAAGGAAAUGACUAGAAUCCACCUCACUGAUAUGUACACCAGCAAUGUUUCACAAGAGUUAUUUUCCUUGCAAGAGGAUAUUGUGGAAAAGUUGCACAUACAAGAAAGACCAAGUCAGGCAAGAGCAAGAGAGGUGUUGACAGAUCUAGAAUCAAGAAGAAUUCUACAUGCACUAAACAGAGAUCACAAACCACUUUUUACAAUCAUCCCAGAUCUCCAAUUUGGUCCCAAAGCUCCGAAGUUGAAAUACUUCGUUCCACCUUUUUCACAUAAGAAAAAUAAAGAGGCUGCUUCAGAUGAUACAAGAACAGAAUCAGCUGAUGUACUACCAUCUACUAGCUUAGAUGACACCAGUCAGUUCAAGCCAGUACUGCCCUGUCAAUCAAUGCAGUCAAGUACAGACAUGUCUACAGAAACUGGAAACAAAAACAGUGCACCUGUAGAAAUCCUGUUCCCAGCUCAAUCAUCAUUACCAUUGUCUACAGCAGCACAAAAUGUUGGAUCUGGAAAUUCUAGAAAUUCAACUCAACAGUCAAUUUCUUUGACAGCAACUGAAUCAGACACUAGUUUAGCAUCUGCCGAAUUACAUUGCCUAGCUAAUUCAUCUGAACAAUUUUCAACUUUUAAACCAGAGCUAGGAAUAGGUUCCAACCUAACUGAACAAUCUAAACCAGAGUCAUUAGUUCAUCCAGAUCAAUUAACCAGUAGAUUGACAGGAGAUAAGUUAACAGCUGAAAAAUUUCUACCAAUGGUAACAGUUGAACAAGAAUCUGGUAUCAGCGGUUCAGGAAUUCAACAAAUUCAACCAAUGGCAACUGAUAAAUCAGAAUCUGAUACCAGCAGCUAUGGAUUCCAGUUGUCAAUGCUGAAACAAGACCCAGGUACCAGUAGUUCAGGAUUCCAGUGCCCAGCUCAACUCUCUAAGCAAGUAUCAGCGUUUAAACCAGAUAUGGGUACCAGCAGAUGGACAGGAAUUCAAUCCCCAGCACAGCAGUCUCAACCCAGGCCAAUUGUUAAACCAGAACCUGGUACCAGCCCUUCUGGAUUCCAGUUACCAGCUCAACAAUAUCAAUCAUUGUCAACUGGUAAAGCAAAGCCUGAUACCAACAGCUCAGGAUUCCAAUCCACAACAAAGCAAUCUCAGUCAUUGCCAAUAUUUAAGCAAGAACCUAGUACCAGCCCUUCUGGAUUCCAGUUUCCAGCUCAGCCAUUGAUUUCAAUGACUUUAACUCAAGAAAACACUGGUACCAGCAGAUCAAGCUGUGACAUAACUUCCUUUAAAGGUAUGGCAUCCAUACUGUCUGUUGGACAGAAUGAGACCUCAUUUUCAAUUAACUCUGAAUCAAAAGAAAGUAACGGCUUGACAAGAUGUGAUUCUGGUUUUAUUACGUCAGCAUCAUCUGCUUCAAGUACCAAGCCUGCUAUUGAUUCUAGUUUGACAUUAUCUAAUGACAAAACUCCUACAGCUGUAUUAAAGAAGGAAGAACCUAAUCAAAGUGUUACUCAAUCUUCAAACAGCAUGCCUAACUUUCAGUUUGGCCAUAAAUCAACACCAGUGUCAGUAUCUGAGCAAAAUUCUGGAUAUGGUUUUGACAAUAGAAAUGACAUAUCCAAGCAAAGUAUUCCAACUGGACAAAACUAUGGAGUAGGUGCUUCUGUUUUCAAUUCACAGGACAAAACUAGGUCAUUAGAUAGUUCAUUCAACCAUCCUGCAGAUAAUGUUAUGGCGCAAGAAAGAUUGGUAUCAUCCAUUGCCAUAGAGAGUUCUGAUAAACCAAAAGAUGGAUCUCUUAAUUUUGAACCUUCUGAUAAAGAUACAGUGUCAUCUGUGGAGUCUAAGUCAGCUUCCACAAAUUCAGUACCUGAUGUUGUAAUUGUAAAUGAUGACGGUGCAGACAUUGAACCUCAAUCACCUGGAAUUUCAUCUAGCCUACAGGAAGACAAUGGUCUUGAUGAUGACAUGCAGUGUAUUAAAGAAGACAGUAGAAAUACCUCUGCUACAGAUGUUUUGUCCUGUUCAAUGUUACCUCGGCUGAUGCAAUUCACUACUGAAAAUGAAAUCUGCAAUGUACCAGAGUUGAAGCCUGCUGUUGAUAAAAGUAAUGUUUCAAUUUUAAAUCCUGUCAUUGCAGACAUACCACCAACUGUCUCAGGUAAGACAAAUAUAG
Molecule: messenger RNA, 3408 nt
Organism: Ruditapes philippinarum (Manila clam)
Lineage: Eukaryota; Metazoa; Mollusca; Bivalvia; Venerida; Veneridae
Exons: 9
Source: RefSeq, a predicted model, not a curated record